This is a messenger RNA of Rhincodon typus (whale shark), 3159 nucleotides long. It is a transcript of the gene lingo1a, whose product is annotated as leucine rich repeat and Ig domain containing 1a. Bases 1 to 1842 code for a protein of 613 amino acids. The transcript has a single exon. Gene Ontology annotation, cellular component: extracellular matrix. Gene Ontology annotation, molecular function: protein binding. The record is from RefSeq and is a predicted model, not a curated record. Lineage: Eukaryota; Metazoa; Chordata; Chondrichthyes; Orectolobiformes; Rhincodontidae.
AUGGUUAUUGGUAAGGUGAGUAUGCACAGCGGUGGUGUACUCUGCUGGCAGUCCGUUCUGCUGCUGAUCCUGGGGGCAGUGUUAUCGGGACAUGCUUCAGGAUGCCCGGCUCGCUGUGACUGCUCGGCCCAGGAGAGGUCUGUGGUGUGUCACCGCAAGCGCUUCAUCACCGUUCCCGAAGGCAUUCCCACAGAAACCCGGCUGUUGGACCUCAGCAAGAACCGCAUCAAGACCAUCAACCAGGACGAGUUUGUGGCGUACCCGCUGCUCGAGGAGCUGGAACUGAAUGAAAACAUCAUCUCGACCGUGGAGCCUGGAGCAUUCAGUAACCUCCCAAACCUGAGGUCCCUGGGCUUGAGGAGUAAUCGCCUGAAGCUGAUUCCUCUGGGAGUGUUCACUGGGCUGAACAACCUGACCCAGCUGGACAUCAGUGAGAACAAGAUUGUCAUCCUGUUGGAUUAUAUGUUCCAGGAUUUGUAUAACCUCAGGUCCCUGGAGGUGGGGGACAAUGACCUGGUCUAUAUCUCCCACCGGGCAUUCAGUGGGCUGCACAGCUUGGAGCAGUUGUCCCUGGAGAAAUGUAACCUGACCACCAUCCCGACUGAAGCCCUGUCCCACCUACACAGCCUCAUUGUGCUCAGGCUCCGCUUCCUCAGCAUCAGUGUGAUACACAACUAUUCGUUCAAGCGGCUGUAUCGUCUGAAGGUGCUGGAGAUUUCUGACUGGGCUUCCCUGGACACCAUGACCCCGAACAGCCUGUACGGGUUGAACCUCACCUCGCUGACCGUCACCAGCUGUAACCUCAGCUCGGUGCCCUAUGUGGCCAUUCGGCACCUGGUCUACCUGAGGUUCCUCAAUCUGUCCUUCAAUCCCAUCACAGUGGUACAGGGCCACAUGAUGCAGGAGCUGCUCAGGCUCCGGGAACUGCAUUUAGCUAGCUCCCGGCUGCACACCGUGGAACCGUAUGCUUUCCGGGGUCUGGGCCAGCUGAGGCUCCUCAAUGUGUCCGCCAAUGAACUGGUCACUCUGGAGGAAACUGCUUUCCACUCGGUCGGGAACCUGGAGACCCUGAUCCUGGACAGGAACCCACUGGCCUGUGAUUGCCGCCUCCUCUGGAUAUUCCGGCGUCGCUGGCGCUUGAAUUUUAACCGGCAGCAGCCCGUGUGUGCCAGCCCGGAGAUGGUACACGGUAAGGAGUUUAAGGAUUUCCCGGACGUGCUAUUGCCCAGUUAUUUCAGCUGCCGGCGGGCACGGAUCCGGGAUAAGAAACCGCAGACGGUGUAUGUGGAUGAGGGUCACACGGUUCACUUCAGCUGCAGUGCAGACGGUGACCCAGCCCCGGCCAUUCUCUGGGUCUCUCCCAGGAAACAGCACAUCUCCAGGAAGACGAACGGCCGCCUCACUGUCUUCCCGGAUGGCACUUUGGAAGUGCGCUAUGCCCAGCUCCAGGAUAAUGGCAGCUACCAGUGUAUCGCCAUGAACGCAGGGGGCAAUGACAGUAGCACGGCGACCCUCCACGUUCGAGGCUACUCCCCAGACUGGGGUCAGCAAGGCAACAAAACGUUCGCUUUUAUCACCAACCAACCCAACGACAGCAAUGCGAACAGCACCCGCACCUCUGUGCCUUUCCCAUUUGAUAUCAAAACCCUCAUCAUAGCCACCACCAUGGGAUUCAUCUCCUUCCUGGGAGUGGUGCUGUUUUGUCUCGUCCUCCUGUUCCUCUGGAGCAGGGGCAAAGGAAACACCAAACACAACAUCGAGAUCGAGUACGUGCCUCGGAAAUCGGACGCGGGCAUCGGGACCACAGACGCCCCUCGCAAAUUCAACAUGAAAAUGAUUUAAGACUCUCCACGGCGAGAGAUUGCUGCCAUCUUUUUUAAACAGUCUGUGACAAACCCUCCUGAAAAAUAAUGCACUCUCUCCCAAGGGAAUGUCCAAACAGCGGGUUUGAUAUCAACUGGUUUUGAGACUCAUCCCAAACCCGUUUGAAAGGCGGACUCCGUUUUAGUUAGUUGGAAUGCACAAAGCGGAAUUGCAUAGAUUCAUCUUUUAUGCCAUUUUUUUCUAUGUGAAGGUGAUACCUACUGUCCCACUCUGAGGAAGCCACAGUGAACACCAUCCUCAGCCUGUUCCCAGUCAGCUCCUCACCAAGGUACCCGGGUCGGGAAUUUCCAACCGGAUUUUGAAUUACAGCCCAAUUAUGCCACCCUCAGUGUUAUCUAGGCACCCGGGUGCCUGAGGGACUAUUCCAGGUACCAGGCACUGUCCUCCCUUGGCAAUUGCAAAGUUUGAGAUGGUGACAAACACCAAUAAGCAGGCACAAAGUACAUGCCAAACAUUUGGGCUCUGUUCAUUUGUUCAAACAUUUACUGAGAAAGAACACAAAUGGAUUUAGAAGCCACUGAGUAGGAUGUUAAAUAUUCAACAAGGAAAACCAGGACACCUUCGCCAUGAGAGACAGGAGCAGAAAUCCCCAUCACAGUGAUAUCAUGACCCAGACACUUUACUCAAGCAACUGUACCCACCGAUUUACACACAGCCUGGACCCAUGUACACUCUCUCCCCAUCACUGACCCUCACAGCCCAUCCUCAUGUCUUAAUGAGCCUCCCUGACACAUUGUCCCUGAGUAUCUGAAAACACUGCACACAGCACAUGGCCCCAAGUGGAGGUAUCUCACGUUGUAAUUUUUGUCAAGUUGGUCCAUCAGUGCUGCUUACUGGUCCCAGUGGAAAAAAAAACACCAAUAUUACAACAAAUCAGAACUCUUACAUUCCCUGAACUCGAUCAAUCAAUCAGUGUGUGUGUCCUAAUCUGUGAUCAGUCCCCAAUUACCAACCUCACCACCACUGCCCUGAAUGUAGGAGCAGCUCCCCUGAACCUGACAAACUGCAUGUUCUAAUACACAGAAUGUGGGACUCCUCGUCUCUUACACUGAGGAAAGGGCCUGAGGAAAUGUUCACUAACUUCACUCGAGCUGUAAAUAUUUAAUUGCAGCAUUUUUAUCAGAACAUUAUGUGCACAAAACCCGGGGCGGGUGGGGAAAUAAUGAAUUAAAGUAAACCCCAGGUGUAUCUGAUGAGGAAGUGACUCUGUUGCAUUUGUGUAAGAAAAGUAUAAAUAUAUAUAUAUCUUGAAUUUUCUUUCCUUCACUGAACUUC